AGGCACGUCAUAGAAAAACAGCAAGUUUAUACUUGAUUGUUUAGAGCAUGAAGUGUAUUCGAUUUUUCUCAAGUCUCAUAAAAUCAUCAUUCAAAGAGUGGAAAUUCUACAUGGUCGAGAAAAAAGAGACGAGAGAAGAAGGGGCAGCCAUGCAUGUAAAAUAGAGCGAUAAGCAAGGCAGAGGGAGAGAGGGGUUGACUUUAUGUAGUUUCUUCAUACAGCUAUGUUGGAGUACUUCAUUUCUGCUUAUCCGUACAUAUAUACCCUCUUCCAUUCUCCCUCUUUCAUAUAUUUCCACUCCUCUUCAUAUACUCACCAUUCAUCUCUCUCCCUCUCUCUCUCUCUCAAAUUUACACAGAAAGAUAAUUCCAAAGCCUCUGUUUAAAUCACGGACGACGUCCAUCGGCAUUAACAAAUUUGUGGGAUUAAUUGAUAUAUGAAUGCACAUGUAUUUGUGGGAUUAUGUAUUGUAUGAGAUUGGUAGGUAGGUGGUGGGAUUAUUAGUUAGAAUUGAUGAAGAUGAUGUACGAGCAACAACAAGAUGUAAUAAGAAACAAAGAUUAUGUGAUAAAGAUGUCAAGGUCGAUGGGCUCGAGUCACGAAGAGGAGCCGCAACUACUUGAUGUCUUGAAUUUGAGCGGAAUGUCCUUGGAAUCUCUCCCUAAUCCUUCUAUUAAUCUUGCAGCUAUUUGCAAGCUAGACCUCUCCAAUAACAAUCUCCAGAGUAUACCAGAGUCUCUCACAGCAAGACUCCUAAAUGUUGCGGUUCUAGACGUGCACUCAAAUCAGCUUAAAGCCCUCCCCAAUUCAAUAGGAUGCUUGUCAAAACUCAAGAUUUUAAAUGUCUCUGGCAACCUCCUGCAGUCCCUCCCCAGAACCAUUGAAAAUUGCAGAUCACUGGAGGAGCUAAAUGCAAACUUCAACAUGUUGACAAAAAUGACCGACACAAUAGGCUUUGAGCUCAUCAACUUAAAGAAACUUUCUGUCAACUCCAACAAGCUCAAUUUUCUUCCCUCUUCGACCUCUCACUUAAUCAACCUCUGCAUUCUAGAUGCCCGUCUCAACUGCCUCCGCGCCCUCCCCGACGACCUUGAAAACCUAAUCAAUCUCAAAGUCCUCAAUGUCAGCCAAAACUUCCAAUACCUAAGAACCCUGCCAUACUCCAUAGGCCUUCUCAUCUCCCUAGUCGAACUCGACAUCAGUUACAACAACAUAUCCACAUUGCCAGACUCCAUGGGGUGCCUAAACAAGUUACACAAGCUAAGCGUCGAAGGCAAUCCGUUGGUUUCGCCUCCCAUGGAUGUGGUUGAGCAGGGACUUUUCAAAGUGAAAUUAUAUUUAAGUGAAAGGAUGAAUGGGGCACAUAAGAACUCUCCUAGGAAGUUCUCGUGGGUUGGUAAAUUAAAGAAGUAUAGAACUUUCAAUGCAAGUAGCAGUAAAGCUCAAGUAAAUGUGAAUGAAGUUGAAAGCCUUGAGACACAAGGGUUCAUAGUGAAUCAUGAUCAUAGUGAUUAUCAUGAUAUUCAAGCCAUUGCUUCACCUAGGUCCUUAAAAAUGUUUUCACCGCGCAGACUUUUCUCUCCCAAGACUUACUUCACCAGAUGAAACAAACAGCUUUAGUCGAGAUUUAUCAAUCUUUUGUUAUUGGUGAAAUAUAUGAAUGAGUGUGUGUUCUUUUUUGCUGGCGUUUCUGCGGUGAAGCAUGUAACUAGUCUUCCGGGAAGAAUAGAUUAUUUUGUUUCAAAAGGUGUUAAUCUGAUGAUGGUGAAACUUUGUUUCAAAAGGUGUUAAUCUGAUGAUGGUGAAACUUAGUUAGUUGGGGUCCAAAUUAUAACAUCUCGAGAAAACAUUGACCAGAGGGCCUCCAUAACAAAACAUAUUUGGGCAAAUAAAUAAACUGCAAUUUAAUGCUUCUG
Molecule: messenger RNA, 1916 nt
Organism: Daucus carota subsp. sativus
Lineage: Eukaryota; Viridiplantae; Streptophyta; Magnoliopsida; Apiales; Apiaceae
Product: plant intracellular Ras-group-related LRR protein 6
Exons: 3
Coding region: 514-1605 (363 amino acids)
Biological process (GO): signal transduction
Molecular function (GO): protein binding
Source: RefSeq, a predicted model, not a curated record